CGGGAGAGGAGGGAGGUUCACAAAUGAUGGCAUCAGCGACUCUGGCGGACGAGCUGUCGCCGCUGCCACAUGGCACAUCAGAGAACAACUCGUCGCCUUCCUUGGCGACAGCUCCAUCGCUCUCGCCCACCAGCAAGAAGUCCUUCUACUUCGACACGCCGGAGGAAGCCAAGGUGGGCAGAGAUGGCGAGGCGAUUGUUGCCUGAAGAUGGACGCCUUGAUGUGUGUGUGUCUGUUUGUCAGUCUGAAGCCCUCCGUCUGGCUGAGCUGCACCGCACGGGCGAUGCGGCCGAGGUGUUGGCCUUCAUGAGGCACACUUUCGGCCAAGAGUCCGUCGUGGACGACCCUGUGCUCGCGGCCAUUGCGCAGAGGAAACAGGUACAUGACAUGACCCGGAGAAAGACAGACAACACAGAGGCGGUAUAUAGUUUAGUGCCUGGUAUGGUAUCUGUCUGCCAGGAGGUGGACGAUUUCUGUUCGACGAUCGACUCGCGUGAGGGGUGGAUCUGCCAUCUCGACAACGGGGAGAAGCUGCGGGUGCUCUACAAGGGGACGGAGGGCUGCAGCGCCGCCACACUGAGGUGCGAGGGGCUCGUGGACGCGCCGCUGAUCGACAUACUCAGCGUCCUCAACGAGAUCGACCUUUUUAAAAUGUGGGUGCCUUACUUCACCAUUCCCAUAAAGUGAGCGACCGACAGGGAGAGGAGGGAGGGAGGGAGGGUGACGGCAUGGAGGCACCCGGCCAUCCUCUCUGUGUGUUUGUGCGUCUUCUGGUCAGGCUGGGUUUGCGUGACUCGUUGAAUCUGUGGCGCAACGGGCGAAUCGAUCAGAUCGACAUAUUCAAGUCAGCCCAUACUCGCAGACAGAGGCACACACAUGCCAGGCCAAGCUGGGAGUACGCGCGUGUGUGUCUGUGUGUGUGUGUGUGUGUGUGUGUUGUGGUCGAUAGAGUGGACAUGCCGUGGCCGUUCAGCAACAGGGAGACCUGCCUGUUCAUAUUUGCCGUCGACGAGCUCGAGUCGGCCAGGCCGCGCAUCGUCGCCCGCAUGUACGACACCGACCACAACACCGAUAAGAUGCCACGGGUAUGUUUGACGCAUGGCCGCCAUGACCACAUACACACACACGAGUAUCUGUGUGUGUGUGUGCGUGUGUCUGCCGUCCUGCCACAGGAUGGUCUGCGGUGUAUCCCCGCGGUGGAGGAUGGCGCGUGUCGUUUGGGUGUAGACGGCGGCAUCGCCCUCUACCCCAAGAGCGCCAACCUCUGCUACCUCCAGGCCUCAUGGACAGUCGACUUCAAGGUCGACAUCCCGGGAUGGCUAAUCACGUUCAUCUGCAGGUCAGUGCAGUGGAGUGGAGCUCCCCUUCCUCCCCUUCCUCACCGCGGCCGGCCAUCUGUCUGUGUGUCUGUUGCAGGCAGUUCGCGUGGUUUGCCUGGCGGGCGUUGAAGCACAUCUGCCGCAGCGCGUCCAAGAGCCCGACGCACAUGUCCCGCCGCGCCCACAACCGAGCCCUCUACGGCUUCAUCGAGAGCAGGCUCAAGGAGACCAAGCUCCUAGUGCCCCCCGCAGUCACCCCCCUCCCCGACGCCAUGCUCGCCGACGAGGAUGACGAAAACAACGCCGAGGAAUACGACGAGAGCUCGCCGCAUGACGAGUAUUACAACCACGCUCGGACGCCGCACCACGACAGCGAGGCGAUUUUACACAAGGUGGCGGCUGAGAGGCAGCAGUGGGAGUCCACACACCCGACUGCUGGGGGCGAGAGGAAGGAUACUGGGUGGAGGGCAUGGCUCCUCGGUGCGUAGCUGGAG
Vitrella brassicaformis is the source of this 1813-nucleotide messenger RNA. NCBI's taxonomy places the organism in Eukaryota, Vitrellaceae. The record is from the annotation of a GenBank genome assembly.